GUUAACUCCGUCUAUGUCCGCUGUCAUUUGUUUUGGGUUAAUAUCGAGGGAGAUGAGCUGCUGGUUCGCAUUCGACGAAGCUGUGGUCCGAUGAGAACGUGAGAGGCGGGCGAGGGAAAGUGUACGCGCCUCGGCGACCCAAAGGGCCCGGAUUCAUGGGGCGAGAACAUGCCAGGGACAUUUGGCAACGAUUUAAUUGAUCGCCUCUGAAGAGAGAAGACGCGAGGGAAGACAAGGAAAAGACGCAGGACUGACCGCGAUUGUGCGAUGUUCCGAAACUUGACGCCGGUCGCUAUUUAUUGGGCGAUGAUUCUUGCCUGUCUAUUUACCAUCCUCACUGCCCUCGAUGAAGCUGCCAGUACAGUAACAGAGAGUGUCACUCCGGAGCAGAAUACAACAGCCAAGCUGGAAAUUAUUGUCUCCCAGCAUCCUCAGGGCAUUGAAGCUGGCAGUACGCCGUCACUGUUGUGCAGACUGAGCGAAUCGGGCUACAUAUGGUGGACCAUGAGAGGACAAAAUCUGACGACCAUCAGGGAAUCCGAAUUCGAAGGACGCGUAGAUUUGAAGAAGGCCAGCAGGAACGAUACUGGUGACUACACCUGCAUGGCUAGGACCAUAACCGGAGAGUCUCUCGAAACCACGAUUAAUCUCCGCAUCAUCGAACCUGGCAGGGUUCUUCCAACACAGGAUGUCAGGAUGAACGUUCUACAGCCAGCGAACCUAACGUGCCAAAUGCAAGGAUAUCCUUUGUCGAACUUCACUUGGGUGAAGGGAAAUGACACGGAAACCAGUGAACACCUGAGGACUCUCAUGACCGUUACGGAAAUCAACGAGACUCACGUGGAAACGUCGUUAAAGUUCAAAGCAGUCACUAGGAAGGACAACGGGACAUACGAGUGUCAAGCUAAUGAUUACAACCGAGUUAUUUCUGGCCACGUGAGCCUAUUCGUGACCGAUGUGCCACAAGUGAGCAUCGACUUCAUGAAAGCUGUAGGAGCUGGCAGUAUAUUCCUCAACUGGACGGUGAACGAUGGCAACGAACCGGUGACGGAAUAUUUUAUUGGGUCCAUAAAAAACGGCACUGCUGAAAGAAGAUUCUACUCCGAACGCAUCGGAGGUGGGAACUCCAGUUACGUGCUGAAAGGCUUCGAGAGCAACACAACUUAUCAGAUCUCUAUAUCGGCUGUAAACGCCAUUGGAACCUCGCAUAUCAGUAAUCCUCGAUGGAUCACGACUUUAGAGAAAGAUCCCGAGUUCGUCCCGAAGGUGACGGUGAACGGAGUGACCACAGGAUCCAUUACCAUUGGAUGGACCGUCCCACCACCAGAGCUACGGGAGCAUGUUCAGUAUUACAAUUUAAUAGCAACCAACGGCGACCAGAAACGAGAAGCUAUGUAUCCAGCCCAACCACGCACUUUCUACGGCUUCGUAGAUCUUGAAUCCGCGACUACUUACAAAUUCAAGGUAGCAGCUUGCAGCGAAUACACCAAGUUAUGUGGCAACUGGAGUGCCGAGGUCAACGGAACAACUAUGGAUGGAGUUGCCAGUCCACCGCAGAAUCUCUCGAUCACCUGCUCAAUAGAUACAGCCAGGAGGACGAGUUUCAUCUCGCUUUAUUGGGCCCCACCUGCGAGGCCGAACGGCUUGAUAACGCGUUACAAAGUCGAGCUGAGUGGAGUUUCGCAUUUCCGCAACGACAUGGGUCGCUACGACAUCGAUCAUUGGGGCCCCAAGGGGAAGAGCGUCGACGUAAUGAAGAUCAACAACACCCGUUUCGAGCAAGUCCCGGCUAAUACCAAUUACACGGCCCGGGUCCACGGGAUAACGCGAGCUCGCAGUUCUGGAGAGGAGGCGAUCGGUACCUGCACGAUGCCGGUAACCACACCUGACAAAGAGAGCAUGAACAUGCGGACCUGGAGGAAGAUCGAGAACGAGGGUAGACAACUGUUCCAGCUAUAUCUGCCCAGGAUCUCCGAGCGAAAUGGACCGAUCUGCUGUUACCGGAUCUUCAUGGUGCGACUAGAGGCCCAGAGAACCGUCGCCGACCUGCCACCCCCCGAGGAGAUCGACGUCCUCUCCUACCAGUACGCCCACGCCUCCCAGAAAGGAGGAGCCUACGUAGCGGAGACCUUCGACAGCGACCAGCUCCUUCCUGAGAUCUUCCUGGGAGAUGGGGAAGUAUUCAACGGCAGCUCCGCCUGCGACAAAUGCGUAGGACUCAGGCCCCGGGUCAUCCCUCCGCUUCUGAACCUCGUUCCCGAGGAGCAUCCACCUCCCACGGUCAGCUCGACCACCCCGACGACACUCGCGCCAAUAGUUACGACUUCUACCACCAGAGCGACUACCGUAGAGUCCACGACAGGGACGUCGACGACAACCUCGAAGCCCACUACUUCUGAGCCCAAGGUGCCGACGAGCAACGUCACCGGUGCACCAGGAAGGAGGAAGCGAGCCGAUCCUCUGGUUCCCGAAUUCGACCUGGAAGCGAGAUCUGAGAUCCUUCCAUAUCCCCCGACUGAUGGCUACUUGGACCCCAAGUCCAACUAUACAGGAUUCAUCGAAGUCAUCGUUUACGGGAAUCAGAAGGACGAGUAUCUCCCAGCGUAUAGUGGAUACUUCAGCCCUCUUUACGGUGGACUUAGCUCGAAGUACAUAACCGAGCAAGACGUCUCGACUCUCGGGAUCAUUAUUCAGAUCUCCGUCUCUCUAGUGCUGAUCAUGGUGGCAUUGAUAUUAGCUUUCUGCGUUUUGAAUAAGUGCACUAAGCGCACUCGCCAGAGAGGCGGGGAGAUCAUCACGCUAAGGAGUAGCUUCAGGCACUUCUGCAGGAACCUACGAGGCCGUCACCAGCUGGUGGCAGCCAGUCCUCCGGACAUACCGCCAAUUUCAAAAGCCGAGCUCCUGCAAGCCUACAUAGAGCGUCACCGGGACUCGGAUUACGGUUUCCAGCACGAGUUCGAGAUGCUGCCAGACCGCUUCACCGACAGGACGACCCGGGCUUCGGAAGCCCGGGAGAACCUCUUCAAGAACCGCUACCCGGACAUUAAAUGUUACGACCAGACCAGGGUGCGCCUCGCCCAGAUGGACGGGAUCUGCGGCUCGGACUACAUAAACGCGAACUUCGUCCUGGGCUACAAGGAGCGGAAGAAGUUCAUCUGCGCCCAGGGUCCUAUGGAGAACACCGUCUGCGACUACUGGCGCAUGAUAUGGGAGCAGCACCUGGAGAUCAUCCUGAUGCUGACCAACCUGGAGGAGUACUCGAAGACCAAGUGCGCCAAGUACUGGCCAGACAAGAGCGAGUCGAAGAACUUCGGGGACAUCACCGUGGAGCACAUCGGAGAGAGGUCGUACUCCGACUACGUCGUCCGGGACCUGAAGAUGACCAGGACCGGGGAAAGGGACGUUCGAGUAAUCGUCCAGUACCAUUUCCUUGUCUGGAAGGACUUCAUGGCCCCGGAACAUCCCCACGCCAUCCUGAAGUUCAUCAAGAGGGUCAACGAGGCCUACUCCUUGGAGAAGGGCCCUAUCCUGGUGCACUGUAGCGCCGGGGUUGGCAGAACUGGCACCCUGGUCGCUCUGGACUCCCUUCUUCAGCAGCUCGCCGAAGAGAACCAGGUCUCCAUCUUCAACACCGUUUGCGACCUCAGGCACCAGAGGAACUUCCUCGUGCAGUCCCUUAAGCAGUACAUCUUCAUAUAUCGGUCGCUCAUGGAGAUGGCCCAGUAUGGCGACACUGAAAUUCCCAUCCAGCAGCUCAAGGCCACCGUUGAGAAGCUCAGGCUGAGAGACAACGGCAAGGAGAAGUACAGAAUGGAGGAGGAAUACGAGAAAAUCAACUCCGUCCUCGACGACCGGAAGUCAUUCUCGGUGGGCUGCGGGGAGGAGAACAAGCUGAAGAACCGAAGCGAGCACGUAAUUCCCUACGACAGGAACCGCGUGAUCCUGACGCCGGUUCCCGGUAGGGAACACUCGACGUACAUAAACGCCUCCUUCAUAGAAGGCUACGACAAUUCCGAGACAUUCGUCAUCACGCAAGACCCUCUCGACACGACUGUCGCGGACUUCUGGCGAAUGAUAUCGGAGCAGUGCGUCUCGACGAUAGUCAUGCUGUCCGAUCUAAACGACGGUCCCAGGAAGUGCCCUCGCUACUGGCCCGAAGAGGAAGCGGCCUACGACCACAUAAACGUCCGUUACAUCCAGAGCGAGAGCUGCCCGUACUACACGCGCCGCGAGCUUUGCGUCUCCAACACGAAAACCGACGAGAGCGCCGUCGUGGUCCAGUUCCAGUACCACGGGUGGCCCACGGUGGAGGGCGAGGUGCCCGAGGUGACCCGGGGCCUGAUCGAGCUCGUCGACCAGACCCUCGCCAAUGAAGGCGUCGAGUCCAGCGGACCUCUCGUCAUCCACUGCAACUACGGCUCCGACAGGAGCUCCAUGUUCGUCGCCCUGAGCAUCCUGGUCCAGCAGCUGCGCACCGAGAGGCGCGUCGACGUCUUCACGACGACGAAGAAGCUGCGAUCGCAGCGCCACGGCAUGAUCAGCACUUUCGCCCAAUACGAACUCCUCUACCGUGCCAUUAUGAAUUAUUCGGACUUACACAAUCUUGCCGAGGAAGAAGCGGCCUCCUUAUGAAGGGAGGCGGACGUAGCACCCGAAGAGCAUUGAGCACCUCGUGCGGCUUCAUCUAGUGAUGACUAAGUCAUUAAAGACUGGCCGAAUCGUCUGAGCGUGGAUCGAGACGCUCUCGAGGACGAACCAAAGAAUGUUCAUUGCGAAGCUGACCAUGGUAGCCGUUUAAUGUUAAUGACGCGCGGAAACCGAGGACGCAGCGCCUCCCCACCGAUCCAAAAUGGCGCCCGGCGUUUCCUCCUCGGGUUUAUCCCUCCGCGAAUUUAGUGAUUAGAUCGAUGUAAGGCGAUCGGUAACCCCGAUUUCGAGAAUGCCGCGACUAACGAUCGUCCUUAAAAUGGAGAAAAACGUGCAUUCGCCAGCGGUCGCUCUUCCCGCUGGUCCACAGACUUUGGAAGUUUCUAGGCUCUUAAUUAACGAGUUUUCCUCCAAUUUUCGCCCCCUUGAUAUGGGAUAUCUCUUGGUCAAGGGGGUCGAUUCCGUAUCUUCGGCGAGAGUGCUCGCUUCUUGCCCUGUCAUCUCACGCGAGUUUAUUCGCCCCCCCGUCUUCUCCAAGUGAAAAUGCGAAAUCCCUCGACCGAAAGAACUCGGAGUUUCUGGUCGAGUGAUCUCACGCGAACUAGCUCGCAUUCUUACCACGGUAACGGUUACAGAAUCGCGGGAGGUACCUCGCUAUCGGGAUUUUCACUAGAUUCGAGUUAUAGAAUCGACCCCCCCAGAAGGGGGCGCUCCUCUCGCGUUUCCAGGGGCGGCAAUUAUUACUCUCUGUGGUAUUAGGAUGUAUAAUAUUGGCGUUAAUUACUGGAUACUCCCCAUGUGUAAGAUAUACCGAAGUUUUUUACCUUUUAUACGUGUGUGAUAUUACGGAGAAAAGGAGGUUGACUCGAGUCUGAAUAUUCACUUUACUAGAUCGCUCUCUAGAUGGUAUCAUCAAAUCACUCGACUGCUAAAUAUGCCCAUUGUCUAGAUUUAUGGAAAUCUACCAUACCUAGGGACUUCUAGUUACUUUUCAUAUCUUGGCUUUCCGAUACAGCGCUGCCAUCGAGGGCAUAAGACUGUUUGCAAAACUGCCCUGAACUUCGUUAAUAAUGCCAAAUAGCCUCUACAUCGUUCCCACAUUGCAUUGUAUCAAGAGACUCGUUAUCUUAAACUCUUAUCAAAAGUAGGACGAUAAAGAUCGUCGGUGAGAUGUAUAUCCCAAUGCUCAAAAGUUGGCGCCCCUGUUCGCCGAAAGUUCCCUCGAUCCGACAUGUUGGAAUCAUUGUGGCCAACUUAAAAAAAAAAAGAAAAGAAAAACAACCCCUGGCCCCACAACUUCCAAAGUCUGGCGAAAGAUUUCUCGCGGCGGGAGGGCGCACGACUUGGCAGUGAUUAUAUUUUAAUUGCGUUGCUCGUUUAGCGUUUAAGUUAAUGCGAUAUCCGCCUGGAAACCGCCAUUCUCGUAGGGGAAGUAUUAAGCGACUUCAGCAGUGCGCCAUUAAGGGACGAGAUCAGGAGACAGAAAGGACAAACCGAAUUGUCCUAGAUACAAAGUUCCGUUAAAAAAAAUUUGAUUGUAAGCCACUGCUUAGGAAUCGCACCUCCAGCGUCCGCAACCGCAUAAAGCGCGAUAUAUUUAAUAUUGAAUUUGUACGGAAAUCCACGCGACUCUAGUAUAAACGUCGUGCAAUAUUUCCGCUAAGCGGCGCUGAAGUCCCCUGGAUACCAAUAUGGCGGCAGCGGCGUUUCUCUAAGAAACGGCGCGAGAUUCAAACUCCACGUCGGAAGGAGCUCCGUUUUUCCGUUUCCCGUCGAUGCGAGAAGUAGCUAAUAUUAAUUCCAGUGAUUUUUAUAUAGUAUUGUCCCGGUCCGUGACCCGCUCUCGUUGCCUGCGUUGGAAAAAUGGUCAAUGUUGUGCUGUUAUAUUCACGUAAACGUAGCACAUAUUUAUCGGUUAUACUUUGUACAUUGUCGCAGGAAUAUAGUGAUACAAUGACGAGUACGAGUGAAUGUUUUUUUUUUGUUUUUUUGUUAUACAAUAGCUACUUCGUCGGAGAGAAAGAGAGCGAGAAUGUGAAUGAGAGAGAGAGAGAGUAUAUAUAUACAUAGCGAUAGCAUAGUAUUUUAUUUCGCCUAAUAAGUACUCGUAGUAUUUUAUUUUGCCUAAGACCGUAGACACACGCUUUUUAUACGGAAGAAAAAUUUAUAAUAAACAAGAGGGAGGAGCGCUGUCGCAGCUGGAAGUCCUAACUAGGUCUUGUGCUAACACAUUUACAAAAUAAACGCUCGCAGCUUUAA
Messenger RNA from Orussus abietinus, 6906 nucleotides. RefSeq names its product tyrosine-protein phosphatase 69D (gene Ptp69D). Lineage: Eukaryota; Metazoa; Arthropoda; Insecta; Hymenoptera; Orussidae. Gene Ontology annotation, biological process: protein dephosphorylation. Bases 268 to 4632 code for a protein of 1454 amino acids. Gene Ontology annotation, molecular function: protein binding; protein tyrosine phosphatase activity. The transcript has 12 exons. The record is from RefSeq and is a predicted model, not a curated record.